AUGGGUAUCAUUGGAAAAUAGCAAAUUGAUGCUGAGGGAUACAGAGGUUCUGAGACAGUCGCAUAGUUCUAAAGUCAAAUAUCAUGGAUAAAAGAUAAUAAAGAAAAAAGAAAAACAGCGAGAAAUCUAUCAUAAUUUUCUUCAGUGAUGCAGUCUCUAUGUCUUCUUAAAAUUUGUGAUGUAUUGUUUGUAAUAAACAAAUAUGACGAUGAUUGGUUAGAGUUUGAAGAUUUUUUGGAUGCUUCAGAAAGCUUUAAUCAAAUGAAUACUAGCUCCCCUCCUACAAUAAUUUAUCUAAUCAAAGGAGCAGAUAAUCUGCAUAACUAGAAUCUAGCAAUUAGAAAUCUAAGAUAUUAUGUAAAUAGAGGUUAAAACACUAAUAAAUUGAGGUAGAGUUUGAUCAUACAUUUCUUGCCAAUUUACAAUUGA
Molecule: messenger RNA, 429 nt
Organism: Stylonychia lemnae
Lineage: Eukaryota; Ciliophora; Spirotrichea; Sporadotrichida; Oxytrichidae
Source: the annotation of a GenBank genome assembly